Phanerochaete carnosa HHB-10118-sp is the source of this 1885-nucleotide messenger RNA. RefSeq lists its product as uncharacterized. The record is from RefSeq and is a predicted model, not a curated record. The transcript has 3 exons. Bases 130 to 1425 code for a protein of 431 amino acids. NCBI's taxonomy places the organism in Eukaryota, Fungi, Basidiomycota, Agaricomycetes, Polyporales, Phanerochaetaceae.
GAGAGUUCAACGCGAGCAACUCGACAGUUGUUUGCUGGGAGUGUUCAUAUUAUAAAGAUCGUGGGCUGGACCUAGAAAAAUGGACGGCCCUCCCCCCAAACUGCUCUCGGUUUGCCUAUAUCGUCCCCGAUGACCCAAUCCCUCUACCCGACCUGGGACUCCGUCGCCUAUAACCCCCCCUUGAGCGACUAUCUUCCCUACGACCACCACUAUCCCUCCGCCCCCGACCAUGCCGUCCUCGACUCUCGCCCAUCCUCCUCUUCCUCAGCACACUCCUUCGCAUCCCCGAGGCAGCCCCGCUUUGAGAACGCGUCCUGGGGCGCUGAUGAUGUCUAUCAGUUCCCUGUCAAUGCUGUCCUCGAUUCUCCGCUGACGUCUUCCGAAUCGGUCGUUGACCCCGACCCCGCCCCCGCAUCCGUCAAGCAGGAAGACGAACAAGACGACUUUGUGUUUGAGAUCCCCGCCGUCACCGAUGCCGCCAUGACCGCAUACCCCGCCCUCUCGAGCAUGACCGAAGUUCCGCUGCGCGCUACACAGGCUUCCAAGGAGAUGCGGCGUAUGAUGGGCGUCUUCCGACUCGACCCCUUCACAAUGCACAACGCCGUGCGCGAUCCCACUGCGAACGUCAACUGGAACGGCGAGCCCAUCGGCCCUCUCCGUGAGGUGCCCAGAAUACUCGAAUUCCAGCUCGAGAUCGGUUACGAUCGCGUCAAGUCGGAGCCGCCGGGUGCUCUCUACCUCGCCGCGGACGGAUCCGAGCGGUCGGCGCGCAAGCGGCGCAGGGUGACACCCAUGCCAACGUACGUGCCUGACCCUUCACCCACACCUGAGUUCGACUAUACCCUCGCCGACUCUCCUUCGUCGUCCCCCAUCGACGACCAUGGCCAUGCCUGGUCCAACUCUUCGGCUGACUCGCACUCGCUGAGCUACUCGCCCGACCUCACGAGGCAUCAGUCCGCAUUCGACACCGUCCUUACCCCGGCACAGGGUCUGGAUGCCACAAUAGGAUUAGACUACGGCUCCAGGUAUUCGUCGAUAUCGUCGGCCUCUCCGUCGUCUUCCCCGCGACAGACUCUCGCGUACACCACCACGACGCCAGUCCGCCUACCACCCCCGGCGUCAUCGCGCUACGUCAUGCCCGCUCAUGAUCUCGGGGUGCUCGGCCACGACGUGGACCCUGUCAACGGCUCUGAUGAGGGUUCUAACAAUAUGUGGGCUAGGAAAGCUGUCUCGCUUGGGAUGUACUAUGGAAGCGACAAGGAUGGCGCAGGGCCCCAGUCGCAUUCAACGCAUGCUGGGCAGGGCCUGCUAUUGGCUCAGCCACACAGCGUUAGCACCCUCGCCUCGCGGAGGCUGGCAUCUGCGAGUGCGGGCGUUGGUGCAUAUGGCGGCAUCAUGAGAUCUGGGCGCGUAGCAUGGACAUGAGAUGCUGUACUUGUCCGACCAAGUAGGCCAGACACGUCACAAACCUGACACAAGCCCCAUAUUAUAGCGGCCGCUUUGUGCGCAUCACGAAAGCGGCUGCUUUAGAAUGGGUGUCACAGGUGACAGGGUCCCCUGGCCUACUUGGCCGGACAAGUAUAGUGUAAUCCCUUGCAUCGGAGCCCUCGCCUGUGGUUCGAGCGUCGACCACUUUGCCCCGCAGCCCUGUCGUUGAAGUAUACCAUCAUUAUCGUUUCUUGCUUGACAUUUAGCUUUCGAGACGCCAUCCUUUUUACUGUCGUUGCUAUUCUCUCUCAGCGCUCGAUUCUUCCUUCGUUUAUCUCGUGCUCACCAUCAUUGUUGGGUUUAAACAUUGCAUACGGUUCCUUUCUUGUGCAUAUAAGUCGACUCGUUACGGACAAAAUUGCUCUCACGAUGUAUUUAUUACAUUAUACCACUGGCU